GGAGAACGCGCAGAGCCGCUGCCGCACACGGAGCGACGCUGACGGACUCGCUGUGACUGACUUUGGAUUUUUGUGGUUUGUGGAGCAGCGUGGGGACUGAAAACAGGGAGAAAGAGCCGGAAAACAGAUAUUUAAGUCGGUUUGGAACGGCGGAAUGGCGGACCGGGACCCGGUGCCGCUUCCUGCGGAGGUGCGGGCCAAACUGGCCGAGCUGGAGCUGGAGUUAUCCGAGGGUGACAUCACACAGAAGGGCUAUGAGAAGAAGCGAUCCAAGCUGAUUGGAGCCUACUUACCUCAAGCACCAGGAAUGGAUCCGUCCAUGGGCCAGGAGAGGAGAACGCCCGUCACCCCGUCGUCGUCCUCCCGCUACCACCGCCGGCGGUCUUCUGGCUCCAGAGACGAACGUUACCGAUCAGAUGUGCACACGGAGGCGGUGCAGGCAGCCCUGGCAAAGCACAAAGAAAGAAAGAUGGCGGUGCCGAUGCCUUCGAAGAGGCGGUCGCUUGUGGUCCAGAGCUCCAUGGACGCCUACACACCACCAGACACCUCCUCAGGUUCAGAGGGCGAAGGUCAGGGGGACGGCGAUGAAGAAGAGGGAGGUGAAGGUGAAGAAGAAGACGGAGGAGGCGGCGGAGGAACCUCGUCCAGCCAGGAAGGGAGCAUAAGCAUGGAGCACUGGAUCAGCAGGGCAAUCCACGGCACCUCCUCCACCACCACCACCACCUCGUCAACAGCCUCCUCGUCCUCGUCCUCCACACGCAGCGGUGGGAGCGGGGCAGCGGCCGGCAGGCUGGCUGACGUGCUGGCCCAGCAUGUUCACAUUUCCUCCUCGCACCACCACCGCCACCACCAUCACCACCACCACCACCACAGUAAAGGCCUUUUAAGCCACCUCUCCUUGAGAAGGAGGAGGGCGGUGCCAGCUGGUAUGAUAGAGAAUGGAAACUCUGGUCCACGACGCUCCGAGAACCACUCUGCCCCUCCAGAUGUCACCGGCUACACCAACAAUACCGCCAACACCACCGCGACCGACGCCAUCCAGGUGGAGAGAGCCCCAGGCGCUGGCACCGCAGCCCAAAGACAGACGCCCAAGUACGGCAACGCCGAGCUGAUGGAAACUGGAGACGGUGUUCCAGUCAGCAGCAGAGUUUCAGCCAAAAUACAGCAACUCGUCAACACUCUGAAGAGACCCAAACGGCCGCCAUUAAGAGAGUUUUUCGUCGAUGACUUUGAAGAGCUUUUGGAGGUCCAGCAGCCAGACCCUAACCAGCCCAAGGCUGAAGGGGCACAGAUGGUACCCAUGCGGGGUGAGCAGCUGGGCGUGGUGACCAACUGGCCCCCUUCUCUGGAGGCAGCCCUUCAGAGGUGGGGCACCAUCUCUCCGAAGGCCCCGUGUCUCACUACCAUGGAUACCAACGGCAAGCCGCUCUACGUCCUCACAUAUGGUAAACUGUGGUCCAGAAGUGUGAAGGUGGCGUACAAUCUGCUGCACAAACUGGGAACCAAACAAGAACCGCUCGUGAGACCUGGAGACCGGGUGGCGCUAGUUUUCCCUAACAAUGACCCCGCCUCCUUCAUGACAGCCUUCUAUGGCUGCUUGCUGGCUGAGGUGGUUCCUGUGCCAAUAGAAGUACCGCUGACCAGGAAGGACGCCGGCAGUCAGCAGAUCGGGUUUCUGUUGGGGAGCUGUGGAGUGACUGUAGCUCUGACCAGUGACGCCUGCCAUAAAGGGUUACCCAAGAGUCCCACUGGAGAGAUCCCACAGUUUAAAGGCUGGCCGAAGGUGAUGUGGUUCGUCACGGAGUCCAAACACCUCUCCAAACCACCCCGAGACUGGUUCCCACACAUCAAGGAAGCCAACCAGGACACUGCCUACAUCGAGUAUAAGACGUGUAAGGACGGCAGCGUCCUCGGAGUGACGGUGAUGAGGAUAGCGAUGCUCACGCACUGCCAGGCCAUCACACAGUCCUGCUCAUACACAGAAGCUGAGACCAUUGUGAAUGUACUAGACUUCAAGAAGGAUGUAGGACUGUGGCACGCCAUCCAGACAAGUGUGAUGAACAUGAUGCACGUCAUCAGUAUUCCCUACGCCCUCAUGAAGGUCAACCCGCUGUCCUGGAUCCAAAAAGUCUGCCAGUACAAAGCCAAGGUGGCCUGUGUGAAGUCGCGGGACAUGCACUGGGCUCUGGUGGCCCACCGGGAUCAGCGGGAUAUCAAUCUGAGCUCCCUGCGGAUGCUUGUGGUGGCCGAUGGUUCAAAUCCCUGGUCGAUCUCGUCUUGUGACGCCUUCCUCAACGUCUUCCAGACGAAAGGUUUGAAGCCGGAGGUCAUCUGCCCGUGUGCCAGCUCCCCCGAGGCGCUGACUGUGGCUAUACGCAGGCCGCUGGAGGAGGGCACCACCCCUCCUGGUCGCGGCAUCCUGUCCAUGCAGGGUCUGAGUCACGGCGUGAUCCGGGUCGACUCGGAGGAGAAACUGUCGGUGCUCACGCUGCAGGACGUCGGCUCCGUCAUGCCUGGAGGUCUGAUGUGUGUAGUGAAGCUCGAAGGUGUUCCCCAGCUCUGUAAAACAGACGAGAUCGGAGAGAUGUGCGUUUGUACUGUUGCCACGGGGACCUCCUAUUACGGCCUGGCCGGUAUGACCAAGAACACGUUCGAGGUCUUUCCCGUGUCCAACAACGGCACUCCCAUCAGCGAGUUUCCCUUCACCAGGACCGGCCUGCUGGGAUUCAUCGGACCUGCAGGUCUGAUCUUUGUUGCUGGGAAGAUGGACGGUCUGAUGGUGGUCGGUGGGCGUCGGCACAAUGCUGACGACAUUGUUGCUACGGCGCUGGCUGUGGAGCCCAUGAAGUUCGUAUACAGAGGACGGAUAGCAGUGUUUUCCAUCACGGUGCUCCAUGAUGAGAGGAUCGUGGUCGUGGCUGAGCAGCGGCCGGACUCGACUGAGGAGGACAGCUUUCAGUGGAUGAGUCGAGUUUUGCAGGCGAUAGACGGUAUCCACCAGGUGGGGGUGUACUGCCUGGCUCUGGUCCCCUCCAACACUCUGCCCAAGACUCCACUGGGUGGCAUCCACCUGUCCGAGACCAAGCAGCUCUUCCUGGAGGGGGCGCUGCACCCCUGCAACGUGCUCAUGUGUCCGCACACCUGCGUAACGAACCUGCCCAAACCCCGGCAGAAGCAGCCAGAGAUCGGUCCUGCGUCUGUGAUGGUCGGGAAUCUGGUGUCGGGAAAGAGGAUCGCCCAGGCCAGCGGCAGGGAUCUGGGUCAGAUCGAAGACAAUGACCAGGCAAGGAAGUUCCUCUUCCUGUCUGAGGUGUUACAAUGGAGAGCCCAGACCACUCCAGACCACGUCCUGUACACACUCCUCAACUCCAGGGGCACGAUAGCCAGCUCUCUGACUUGUGUUCAGCUGCACAAGAGAGCAGAGAAGAUCGCCGCCAUGCUGGCUGAACGGGGCCACCUGCAGGAUGGAGACCACGUUGCACUGGUCUACCCUCCAGGAAUCGACCUCAUCGUGGCGUUUUAUGGCUGCCUUUACGCCGGCUGUGUGCCAAUCACGGUGCGGCCGCCUCACCCGCAAAACAUCGCCACCACGCUGCCCACCGUCAAGAUGAUCGUGGAGGUGAGCCGGUCGGUGUGCGUGAUGACCACGCAGGUCAUCACUAAACUGCUGAGGUCCAAAGAAGCCUCAGGAGCCGUGGAUGUCCGGACCUGGCCUCCUGUCAUGGACACAGACGAUUUGCCAAAGAAGAAACCUCCUCUGCUGUAUAAACCGUCCAACCCCGACACCCUGGCCUACCUGGACUUCAGUGUCUCCACCACUGGCAUGCUCGCUGGAGUCAAAAUGUCUCACACAGCCACCAGUGCCUUCUGCCGCUCCAUCAAGCUGCAGUGUGAGCUUUACCCGUCCAGAGAGGUUGCCAUCUGCUUGGACCCGUACUGCGGCCUGGGCUUUGUCCUCUGGUGCCUUUGCAGUGUGUACUCAGGUCACCAGUCCAUCCUGAUCCCUCCGUCCGAGCUGGAAGUGAACCCGGCUCUCUGGCUGUCAGCCGUCAGUCAGUACAAAGUUCGCGACACCUUCUGCUCCUACAGCGUCAUGGAGCUCUGCACCAAAGGUCUCGGCCUGCAGACGGACUCGCUGAAGGCUCGAGGGCUGGACUUGUCUCGAGUGAGGACCUGCGUGGUUGUAGCAGAGGAGCGUCCCAGGAUAGCCCUGACGCAGUCCUUCUCCAAACUCUUCAAGGACCUGGGACUCCACCCCCGAGCUGUCAGCACCUCCUUCGGCUGCAGGGUCAACCUGGCAAUCUGCCUGCAGCCUCACAGGCUGGGAAAACUUGCCGACCAGGGCACCUCAGGACCUGACCCCACAACUGUUUAUGUUGAUAUGAGGGCGCUGCGACAUGACAGGGUCAGACUCGUAGAGAGGGGAUCGCCACACAGCCUGCCACUGAUGGAGUCCGGGAAGAUCCUGCCAGGGGUCAGAAUCAUCAUCGCCAACCCAGAGACCAAGGGACCAAUGGGAGAGUCACAUCUGGGAGAGAUCUGGGUGCAGAGUGGCCACAACGCCAGCGGUUACUUCACCGUCUACGGGGACGAGGCGCUGCAGUCCGACCAUUUCAACUCCAGGCUCAGCUUUGGAGACACGCAGACCGUCUGGGCUCGGACUGGAUACCUGGGUUUCCUGCGCAGGACGGAGCUCACCGACGCCAGCGGAGAGCGCCACGAUGCCCUGUACGUGGUCGGUGCUUUGGAGGAAGCCAUGGAACUCAGAGGGAUGCGUUACCACCCCAUCGACAUCGAGACCUCCGUCAUCAGGACGCACAAGAGCAUCACAGAGUGCGCGGUGUUCACGUGGACCAACCUGCUGGUGGUGGUGGUGGAGCUGGACGGCUCUGAGCAGGAGGCCCUGGACUUGGUCCCCCUCGUCACCAACGUGGUGCUGGAGGAACACUACCUGAUCGUGGGCGUGGUGGUGGUGGUGGACAUCGGCGUCAUCCCCAUCAACUCCAGAGGGGAGAAGCAGCGGAUGCACCUGCGGGACGGCUUCCUGGCCGACCAGCUGGACCCAAUCUAUGUGGCCUACAACAUGUAGCGCCCCCUGGUGGCUGAAGAAUUAUUGAGGAAGAUGCAAAGACAAUUCUGUUCCAGAGACUGAAGGAAGGAAAAGCAGAGCCGAGGCAGAGUUUCCAGCACGAGGGGGAGGAGGUGUUCGACUUUUUUGCCUGAAUUAUAGUGCUUACUCCCAGGCUGCGUAACCGCUGCAAACUAGCUCCCAGAAUCCAGCGCUGGCAUCUAGAUUGCAUUCAGGUCACUCAGUCUGAGAGGAAGUGUGGUCCCCGGGUCGUGCCGACUGUUUACCGAAAAGUGGAAAACUCGCAGCAGUAGAGGACAAUCGUUAGGAAAGAUCCCGGCUUUUAAAGUGCGUGUGGCUCACUCUCUAUUUUCAUGUUAUUUGCUUUCCUUCCGUUCGUUUUUUUAACAUAUCCUCGAAAAAGUUUAGGCUAUUUUUUUGAAAAGGAUAUUUACACACAAAGAGAAAAAAACUAAACGAUAUCGACCAUUACAAAGUGCGACAUAUGUUUUGAUAUGAGGGCGGGGUCUGAGGGGAGCGCGUCGCAGCCGUCCCCCAGUUUUACGAUGAGGUACGUUUCUUUCGUAUUUUUCCUUUUUUUUUGGGAAUCGUUAUUUCCUGAAGCCCCAUCUCAGCGGAAAGUCAGCGUGCUAAUUUUCAUAUACUAACAGCUGCAGCCUUCAACUCCGUUUAUUUUUCCGUACAAACUAACGGCUUCGACCGAAGCUAAACACAUAAAUUCAUAUCAUGUAAGUAUGUACAAACAGAAACUGAUUUAAUUUAUUUUGUUUCUCUGUUAGAAGUAUAUGACGAGACAUUCGAGAAUGUUUUGCUCUUGAAUAUUUGCUAAUAUUACGAAAAAGAAAAAGCAUUGUAUUAUCUUGAGUGAAACAAACUCACAUCAAGCCUAUUAUUGAAAAUAGAAAUAUAUGAUUAUAGAUUAUAUUAAAGAUGAGCGUAAGGAUUAAUCCCAGACAAAAGCAGAAGCAUGAGGGGCCGUGUGUCUGCACGUUUGUCUGAAAUGUGUCAGUCAAAUGGAAAAUUAUAAAAGCGAUGCUCUGAGGAGUUUUAUUCCAGCUUUCGUGUGAAGAGUUCUGAUCCUGUCCUGGGAAUAAACAGAAACGUUGUUUUUUUAUGCUCUUAAAUAUUAAAACAAAUCCCUAAAAGUUCCCAAAAGUUAUUUUUAUAGUCGACUCUUUUUCUAAUAACAGAGGAUGAAAGUAAAACUUUGCCAGAAAUGUAAAGAAUCAGAAGUUUAGGUGUUAUUGAAAUGUUGUUCGGUUUGAAUUUGCCUUUAUUUUAGAUUUCUAUCUAUUAUUGGGGCAACUUUUCCAGCUCAGUCACAGGGAUAAUUAUUUGCCUACAAGGUGAUGGAGAGCAUUUAGUGUCAGGGCUGUCACGAUGUUACAGUGAAGUUCAUCGCAGUAACGAUAUCAUCAUGAUCUCUGUAGCUAAUGUGAACAUUUUAGAUUAAUAGUAAAUAAUGGAAAAUUAAUCUACAACUUUAUUUUGUUGACUUUUUAAUCAUUUUAAAAGCCUAAAUGUCUCGUAUUGUCUCACAGUCAAAGUAAAGUUGUAAAUUUUAGAUCCUGACAAAUUUAUCACGUUUGCCGAUUUAUCAGUAGGAGCGUUUUAGAUCUACUUAUCCAUGAAAAUUAAAGAAGAGGCGGGAGAAAUGCCCUCCAUCCAUAUGGAUGAAUGGAGAAUAAUGAAAUUACACACAGCAAAUGUAAGGGAAAUCUGUUAAAUCCUCAAAUAUCAGUAUCGCUCUCAAGAAUUACAAAGAAAUGGUUUCCUUGAGAUAGAGACAUGAGAGUGGGAAAAUGGUUUGAUAGCAGGGAUUAAGAGGUGGGAAUUGAAAAGUAAAUUAUGAUGUGAUAGUGGCACAUUAAGUUGCUGUUAACAGUAACACAAUAAAGUGUGAGACAUACAGCAUCACGUUCCCCUCGUUUAUAAGCAUCAGCAGGAGAAUGAUUCAAAGUAUUUCACUAAAAAUAUCGAUAUUUGGCACUAGCAUCAGCCUGUUACAGCGUGUUGCUGUGUUUAUAUUUUAGCCCACUUCAGUUUGGAAGUACAGAUCUCGUGACUAAUGCAGUCCAAUAAUUCAUAACGAUCAAACAGCAUCUCCGGUGUCACGUCCUUUGAAAACGCAUCAUCUGAGUCAGGAGAUUCGAUGCCAUCUAGUGGCGACUAGAGGAAAUUACAACAGGCUUGUUUUUGGUGUGGUUGGCACCUUUGGAUCAGAGCUCUUCACGCGUCACGUUUCUCUGGGAACAAACAGGUUUACUGAUCUUUAAAAUGUUCAGAAGUAGGAACGUCUGUCGCUUUUCAAACUCUCACAGCUGGAAAGAAACGUUCCUCCAGACAGACCGUCAGCAGCGCUCGUUGGACUCAUUUUAUCACCUCCGGCUCGGAAAAGGCGAAUCGCCCCAAAGUGGCAGUUGUAAAUAUCAAAGUGGGAAGUCCUUCAUAUUUUUACACGGACUGAUCAAUCAGGGCUCAUACAGUGAUGUCACAACAGGAAGAAAGGGGUUUUUGCCAGAGACCCUUUAACUCGUUAGAGCUGUGGGGAGGUCACAGGUCGGAGCAGGAGGGCCUUCUUCAUCGUCUUUGGCUGAGAAUGUUCUAGUUUCAAUGCGAGGAUUUUUUUUUUUUAAAGUAAAAAAAGCACUUUCUUCAGAGUUUGUUUUUCUUUCUUUUAUCAGCAAAAUGUAUGUCCCUUGUUUUUUUUAAGGUUUAAAAAAAGUCUUAUUUGAGUUGACAUAAAAUCUUUCAGUUAAAUAAACAUUUCAACAAUU
Messenger RNA from Pelmatolapia mariae (spotted tilapia), 7866 nucleotides. RefSeq names its product disco-interacting protein 2 homolog C. The coding region runs from base 155 to 5089 and encodes 1644 amino acids. NCBI's taxonomy places the organism in Eukaryota, Metazoa, Chordata, Actinopteri, Cichliformes, Cichlidae. The record is from RefSeq and is a predicted model, not a curated record. The transcript has 39 exons.